Molecule: messenger RNA, 603 nt
Organism: Striga asiatica
Lineage: Eukaryota; Viridiplantae; Streptophyta; Magnoliopsida; Lamiales; Orobanchaceae
Source: the annotation of a GenBank genome assembly
AUGAGUCCCUCAAGAAACAUAAUAACACUAACCAUUGUCCUUCCUUUCUUCUUCCUCAUUCUUUCAUCCACAAAAGCGCAGACAAACAACCAAACCAUAAGCCCCAAUCCCCUUCCAAACCCCAACCCUUACGAAACCGUAAACAAUUUUUGUCUCCACAAACGGCUUAAUGUCGCCAAACCGUUUUGCCUCAGAGUCCUUAAGAACCCUAAUGCCGCAAACGCAAAAACAAACGACCUUAAUCCCCUCCUCCAAGUUGCCAUAAACUCGACCUCAUCGUUUGUAAAUCGAACCCUCAAUCAACUCUUGGAUAUGUCUGAGGACCUCACGACAAAACCCGAUUUGAUCCCAGCCAUCGAUAGUUGCCUCGCAUCUUACGAAAACAUAGCAGAAUAUAUCAAAAACGUUUUGUUGGAUGCUUCUCAAGAGUCAACCAUUGCAGGAUUAGACGGUGAGGUGAUUGUGGAAUAUAUAAAUGGAUGCAUAAAGGCCGUAGCUAGGACAAAUGAUCCAGACAUUGGGGACUGGAAUAACGAGGCCAAGAGUUAUGCCAAGCUGUUGAUAGACAUUGCUGAUGGUCUCACCAGCAAAGAAGCUAAAUAA